GGCUCCUGCCCUCCAGGCCUCGAGCCCGAAAGGAAGAGACACGGCCAAAGUUCCGGUACCAUUUUGGGGAAGAAAAGCUGCCAUGGAAGAGCCUGCAGCUCCCAAAGAACCCCACGAGGCAGCCGGUGCCUCUACAGGUGCCCAGGCAGCAGGUGAGGGUGCAAGCGGGCCCAGCCGCCCGGUGCGCCCGGUUUCCCGGCAGCCUGCGGCUCCAGGCCCGGCCCACUUCCGCACGUCACGUCUGAGGCCUGCACAGGCCUCAGGGGGAGGGGCCGGGCCCAGCUGGCUGCUGGGCAGCCGGCGCUGCGGCAGCUGGACAAAGCAAGUCGUCUGCAGGUAUUAUCUGCAUGGGCUGUGCAAGGAGGGGGAGAACUGUCGCUACUCCCACGACCUCUCGGGCCAGCAGGUGGCCGGGGAGGGGCGCGGGGCGCCGCCUCGGGCCUCUGCAGAGCUAGGCCCCAGCACGGCUGCGCACAGCGAGCCCCUGCCUCAGGAAGUGGCGGAAGCCCCCCCUGCUGCGUCCUCACGCUCCUCGCCUGUGAUUGGCUUGGCUGCUGAAAGGGGUUUCUUUGAAGCCGAGACAGACAAUGCGGGCCUUGAAGCGGCGGGAGGAGCGGGGGCAGAAGGCUGGGAAAAUGCCAUUGAGUUUGUUCCCGGGCAACCCUACCAGGGCCGCAGGGCCCCUUUUGUCCCCGAGGCUUCUCUGCAGAGCCCGGAGACUGAGAGGGAGCACGUGGCUGUGGGCAUGGGGGAGCCGCUUUGCCGCGAUGCUGCCAUGGGCCAGUGCUUCCGUGGGGAGAGCUGUGCGUAUCUCCACGGAGAGAUAUGCGAUAUGUGUGGGCUGCAGGUCUUGCACCCGGUGGAUGCUGCCCAGAGGGCAGACCAUAUCAAGGCCUGCAUGGAAGCACAUGAGAAGGACAUGGAGCUCUCGUUUGCCGUGCAGCGCAGUCUGGACAAAGUGUGUGGCAUCUGCAUGGAGGUGGUCUAUGAGAAAGCCAACCCCAGCGACCGCCGCUUUGGCAUCCUGUCCAACUGCAGCCACGCCUACUGUCUUAAGUGUAUCCGCAGGUGGAGGAGUGCCAAGCAGUUUAGGAACAGGCUUAUCAAAUCCUGCCCGCAGUGCAGGGUCACCUCCACCUUGGUCAUUCCCAGUGAGUUCUGGGUAGAGGAGGACAAAGAGAAGGAGAGACUUAUUCAGGAGUACAAGGAGGCGAUGAGCAACAAGACCUGCAGGUACUUUGCUCAAGGCAGGGGUCGCUGCCCAUUUGGAGCGAACUGUUUUUACAAGCAUGCAGACCCUGAGGGCCAGGCAGAGGAGCCUCAGAGGCGGGGUUCGGGGGCAGCCAGCGGUCCCUGCGGUGAACAUGUGGAGCCCGAGCAGGUGGGAGAGGACCGCAUGCACUUUCAGAGCAAAAAAGAGCUUGUCACGCUUUGGCUGGCCAAUAUGUUGUUUCAGUGUUUUCUUUCACUGGGAGAGGAUGAGCUCCCCUUCUCAGAGACCCAGUGGGACUUGCUUCAUUUGGGGCUGGAAAGCUAUUUCAAGUUGUAUCCGUCGCAUUAUGUUGUGGCAUGUGGUGUGGUGUGCUGAGGCUCUGUCAUCGCUAUUGCCUGUUUCUGUGUCUAGACACAUCUGUCAUGUACAGCAGCUGUCGAAGCCAUUUUUAUAGAUCAUUCAUCUGUUUUCUUGCCCAUCCCCAUUUCUUUCCCCAGGAUUAUGGUGUUUCACAAAAAGUCCGUAAAGUUAAUUGUUGCGUGGAAUGACUAUUACUGUCAGUUUAUGGUUUAUCUUGUCAUCUCUGUUUUCAACAGGAUUGACUCAGUUCUAGUCUAGUGUUUACAGGAUUGCCACACUCAUUUUGAAGUCCCUCAAGAAUAAAUGUGACAGGGUGAAGGGAGAAGGCUUACAAGGAACUUUUUGCUGCUACAGCCUUUAAGAAUGGACCCUCGUGGGGCCUGUGCAGCUGCUCAUCUCUGCUGUUUACAUGUCUUUUUCUUCCCUGAUUCCCCCUCAAGUGCACUUUUUAACUUGUGGUUACCGUGUGGUUUUGUGUUGUACUUGACCAGAACCAGGUGUGUAUGUUUACAUGCUUUUAUCCUGCUUAAGUUGAUGUGGAAUUGUUGCUAUUUGGAAGUAUAUAUUUAAGAAUUAUAUAGAAAUACAUAUGCAUAUAAAUGUGCACAAAAGUUAACGUAUUUGAAAACAUAUAUAAAGGCUAUAUACCGUAAUACAGUGUUUAUGUAAUAAAACGUA
Molecule: messenger RNA, 2251 nt
Organism: Rhinolophus ferrumequinum (greater horseshoe bat)
Lineage: Eukaryota; Metazoa; Chordata; Mammalia; Chiroptera; Rhinolophidae
Gene: MKRN3
Product: makorin ring finger protein 3
Biological process (GO): protein polyubiquitination
Molecular function (GO): ubiquitin protein ligase activity; metal ion binding
Source: RefSeq, a predicted model, not a curated record